Molecule: messenger RNA, 2049 nt
Organism: Carya illinoinensis
Lineage: Eukaryota; Viridiplantae; Streptophyta; Magnoliopsida; Fagales; Juglandaceae
Product: la-related protein 6B-like
Exons: 10
Coding region: 161-1585 (474 amino acids)
Biological process (GO): RNA processing
Cellular component (GO): nucleus
Molecular function (GO): mRNA binding
Source: RefSeq, a predicted model, not a curated record
CACCCCCCACUUUCCCCACAGGUUAGACGUCCCCUAUAGAGAGAAGAAACCCAGGCUCUCCUACGUACAUGCUCGGGUUCUCACUUCUCUCCACGGUCGAGACUUCUAUUUCCCCGCAGCGCAAACCCUAGUGAGCAGUAAAAGAAUGAAAAUUGAUUAGAUGGCUCAACUACUUCUGAACUCGGAUUCUAUCAACAUGGAACCUGCAGUCCCGGAUUCUUCCCUGUCGUCUUUGUCUCCCUCCGAUCCAUCUCUGUCCCGUAACGUUUCGUUCAGCCGACUCAACGCCCAGGCCCCCGAGUUCGUCCCUAUCACUCUGCCUUCCACUCAACCCCCCCGUAUCCUUGUCCCUCCUCCUCCUCCUCCUCCUCCUCCUACCCCGCCGUCGUUUCAUGUACCGAUUCACGGCCACGUGAUCCCCGUUCAUCACCAUCAUUCUCCUCACCACGUUCCGGUUCAGUACCAUCCUCAUCCUCAUCAUCAGUACUAUGCCGGUGGCUGUGUCUUUGGCGGAGAGCAAGAAGUGGCAGUCCAUCACCACCAAGCUCAGAUCGUGUCGGAUCACGGUCCCACUUCGUCCUCGAAAAGUAAGCUCUCUGAGGACUCUACUCAGAAGAUCUUGAAUCAGGUGGAGUAUUAUUUCAGUGAUCUAAACUUGGCUACAACUGACCAUUUGAUGAGGUUCAUUAACAAAGAUCCUGAAGGAUUUGUGCCUAUAUCUGUUGUUGCAUCUUUCAAGAAGAUCAAGGCUCUCAUCAGUAGUCAUUCCCAGCUGGCGAUUGUCUUGCGGAACUCGUCGAAGCUUGUAGUUAGUGAUGAUGGAAAGAAAGUUAAACGCCAGCAUUCCUUGACUGAGUUGGAUAUGGAGGAGUUGCAAUCUCGCAUAGUUGUUGCUGAAAACUUGCCUGAAGAUCAUUGCCACCAAAACCUAAUGAAGGUUUUUUCAGCUGUGGGAAGUGUGAAGACAAUUCGUACCUGUCAGCCUCAAACCUCCAAUGGCGGAGCUUCUUCUGCACCCAGAUCAGGAAAAUCUGAUGGUAUGCAUUUCACUAACAAGUGGCAUGCUUUUGUGGAAUAUGAAUCUGUUGAGCUGGCUGAGAAAGCAGUUGCAGAGCUAAAUGAUGAGGGGAACUGGAGGAGUGGCCUGAGGGUCCGCUUAAUGCAUAGAUGCACUUCAAAACCUUCUUCAGUGCGAGGGAAGAAGGGGCAUGAUGGGGAAGUGAACUUUGAGGGAGAUGAUACUUCUACAGAUGAUCAGCAGCAAAACGAGAUAAAAUUGGAGUUUAAUGACCAACAGUCUGAUGUCCAUUUGCAUGAACAUACAGGAGAGGAGCACGCUCAUGAGAAGGAUGGUGGGCAGAAGAGAAGUCGUAGCCGUGGCCGAGGCAAGGGACGCGGGCGGGGUCAAUACCACCACCAUACUGUCAACAAUCGUGUAAAUCAUGUGGGAACAACGCCUUCAAAUAGUACAAUCAAUAUUGAGCCACCAACUGUAGCCAAGCAACCUCCUGGGCCUCGAAUGCCAGAUGGCACAAAAGGAUUUGCAAUGGGACGUGGAAAGCCAGUUGCUGUGAAUAAUGCUUGAUUACUUGGCAUUCUACAUAUUUUUUUAAGCAGUGUUUGCUAGUAUCUGUGCCUGCAAGUGUAUGCUUGGGAGGAGAACUGUCUGUCUUCUCCCGUGGCGUUGGUGCAUUGAUGGCAGGGUUUUACAAGGGCUUUCUAUCGUUUGUACUCUCAAAGUGGGUGGUCAAGUGAGCAGUAUAAGUAUAAUGCUUCCGUCUGUUUAUGUAAUCCAGCACGGAUGAUGAUGGUUAUGAUAUGAUACGAAAUAGUCUUCAUUUUUCCCUUCCUUUUGUUUUUUUUUUCUUUAAAUGUAUAGAGGGGGGAUAAAUAGCGGGGGUGUCACCAAUACCGUAUAGGUAAGUGUGAGUGGACAAAUGACAUUGCAAUGUAGAACUGACUGUUCAUUAUGUACCUCUCUUUGUCCGUCUCUCUGUAGCCUCACCUCUUGGAUUCUGAUUUUUAAAAGCAGUUCUCCAGUGUACCUAA